Molecule: messenger RNA, 772 nt
Organism: Centropristis striata (black sea bass)
Lineage: Eukaryota; Metazoa; Chordata; Actinopteri; Perciformes; Serranidae
Product: ATP-binding cassette sub-family E member 1-like
Exons: 3
Coding region: 158-388 (76 amino acids)
Biological process (GO): ribosomal subunit export from nucleus; translational initiation; translational termination
Molecular function (GO): iron ion binding; ribosomal small subunit binding; ATP binding
Source: RefSeq, a predicted model, not a curated record
UGUGUGUGUGUGUGUGUGUGUGUGUGUGUGUGUGUGUGUGUGUGUGUGUGUGUGUGUGUGUGUGUGUGUGUGUGUGUGUGUGUGUGUGUGUGUGUGUGUGUGCAGGUACAUCCUCCACGCCAAGAAGACAGCGUUUGUGGUGGAGCAUGACUUCAUCAUGGCGACCUACCUGGCCGACAGAGUCAUCGUGUUCGACGGGAUUCCCUCCAAGAUGACCGUCGCUAACACUCCUCAGGGUCUGUUAGCGGGGAUGAACCGGUUUCUGUCGCUGCUGGAAAUCACAUUCAGGAGAGACCCCAACAACUUCAGACCACGAAUCAACAAGCACAACUCCAUCAAGGACACGGAACAGAAGAAGAGUGGGAACUACUUCUUCUUAGACGACUAAACGCCACUUCCUGUGCGACCGACCGUGACUUCCUGCGGCGCUCCCGGGGCGGCGGCGUCCGACCCCCGGCGGCGUCCAGAGUGCAGCCGUGAUAAUCUACCAACAACAACAACACCCCCGGCUGCUUGAACAGAUAUGUUUAAAGAAAAUAUAUCAUCAUAAUAAAACUUUAAAGAUAAAAAACAGAAACCCAUCAGCCUUUUAUGUACCAGGCUGCUUCAAUAGCCAGCAACGUUGUGAAAUGUUAAAAAGGAAUCAAAGUGCAUUCUGUGUCAGUCAGCCUGAACAAACUGGCUGUUUUAUUCACAACCAGCCACACGCUGGAUCAUUACGCAGCAUAUUUUAUCUCUCAUGCAUUUGAAACAAUAAACUGAUGUUACCUGA